Anoplophora glabripennis (Asian longhorned beetle) is the source of this 1192-nucleotide messenger RNA. RefSeq names its product nuclear transcription factor Y subunit gamma (gene Nf-YC). Gene Ontology annotation, cellular component: CCAAT-binding factor complex; nucleus. Gene Ontology annotation, biological process: regulation of DNA-templated transcription. The record is from RefSeq and is a predicted model, not a curated record. Gene Ontology annotation, molecular function: protein heterodimerization activity; DNA binding; DNA-binding transcription activator activity, RNA polymerase II-specific. The transcript has 8 exons. Bases 121 to 1104 code for a protein of 327 amino acids. NCBI's taxonomy places the organism in Eukaryota, Metazoa, Arthropoda, Insecta, Coleoptera, Cerambycidae.
AAUCUUCUUUCGCCAUUUUGUUUUUCAAUGUUAUGGAAGAUUGGAUUGGGUAGUUUCUGCACAAGUAAAUAGUGAUUGGUUAUUCGAGGCGGCUUAUUUUUCAAUCUGAAAUAAUACAUAAUGUCCACAUCAGUGUUUUUUGUAAAUGCAGAUUCUAGCGAAGAUAAGUCGGAUUCGCAAUGUGUGGACGAUCAGUCGCAAACCCAAAGCGAAGCCCAACAGGCUCUAAAUCAAUUCUGGCCAAAAGUACUAGAGGAAAUUAGAGCAAUACGUAAUAUGGAUUUGAAACAACAAGUACUGCCAUUAGCAAGGAUAAAAAAGAUUAUGAAACUAGAUGAGGAUGUUAAAAUGAUAAGUGCUGAAGCACCCCUGCUAUUUGCUAAAGCCGCAGAAAUUUUUAUACAUGAAUUAACUUUGAGAGCCUGGAUACACACUGAGGAUAAUAAAAGGAGAACUUUACAACGAAAUGACAUAGCAAUGGCUAUAACAAAAUAUGACCAAUUUGACUUUUUAAUUGAUAUCGUACCUAGAGAUGAUAUAAAACCAACUAAGACUAGAGAAGAAAAUGCACAAAGACCAGGGUCAAAUCCAGAUCAGGUUCAUUACUAUUUCCAAUUAGCUCAACAGCAUCACGCAAAUUUGCAGAAUAACACGUCACCUACCACUACCUCGACAACCGUAGCACAACCUCAAGGUGCCAUUCAAAUUGUUCAGCCUCAGCAAGUUCAAACUGUCCAAGUGAACACCAUUGAACAGGCCGCACCUGGUUCGUCUUCACCUACGAACACAACAACUGCACAAUCUCCUGUCAUUCUCCAGCAGGGCCAAACCAUAACCCCUAGUCAACCUGGAAAUGUCCAAAUUAUCCAGCAGAUCGUUACGCCUAAUGGAGAACUUCAACAGAUACCUAUCCAACUGACACAACAGCAGCUCCAAAUGAUCAAAAUGCAGUUACAAGGGAAUUCUUCGCAGCCUGUAAUAAUCCAAACCGGUCCCAUUGCAGCUGGCGCUCAGCCACAAUUAAUUCAGGUAGCGCCACAACAGAAUACAGGAGCACAACAGGUGUUUCUAGCACAAAGUAACGGCAGUAAUGAAGCUGAGUAAAUGGCUCUUCAAUCUGUACAUUUGUUGUCUAUUUUAUUUUUAAACAGGGUGACUCGUGAUGGAAAUAAUUCCAAAAAAUCAUAUAUAU